This is a messenger RNA of Strigops habroptila (Kakapo), 3881 nucleotides long. It is a transcript of the gene UAP1L1, whose product is annotated as UDP-N-acetylglucosamine pyrophosphorylase 1 like 1. The transcript is spliced from 9 exons. Bases 62 to 1585 code for a protein of 507 amino acids. The record is from RefSeq and is a predicted model, not a curated record. Lineage: Eukaryota; Metazoa; Chordata; Aves; Psittaciformes; Psittacidae. Gene Ontology annotation, molecular function: UDP-N-acetylglucosamine diphosphorylase activity. Gene Ontology annotation, biological process: UDP-N-acetylglucosamine biosynthetic process.
GGUUCCGCCGCUCUCUGUGCCCGCUGGAACUCGCCCGGUCCGGCGGGCAGGGACUGGCUGCAUGGGGCCGCCCGAGGAGGUACAAUGCCGGCUGGCGCGGUGUGGACAGAGCCACCUGCUGCGGUUUUGGGCCGAGCUGGGCCCGGCGCAACGCGGGGCGCUGCUGGCCGCGGUACCGCCGGGACUGGCCGAGCACUGCCGGAUGGCGGCGGCGGCUGGGGCCCGCCAGCGGGAGCCGCCGGAGCGGCUGGACGGCCGGAUGGAGCCGCUCCCUACCCGGCUGCUGGGCAGCGCCCGUCGCAGCGGCCCCGCUGCGCUGGAGCGCUGGGAAGCGGAAGGCUUGCAUCAGAUCUCGCAGAACAAGGUGGCAGUGCUGCUCCUGGCUGGAGGACAAGGAACUCGCCUGGGAGUGAGCUAUCCCAAGGGCAUGUACAACGUAGGAUUGCCCAGUGGCAAGACCUUAUAUCAGAUCCAAGCAGAAAGAAUCCACAAAGUGGAGCAGCUCGCUGGCCAGAGACACCAUUGCAAGUGUGCCAUCCCCUGGUACAUCAUGACAAGCGAGUUCACACUGGGGCCGACAGAGGAAUUCUUUGUAGAACACAACUACUUCAACCUGGAUAGAUCCAACGUGGUCAUGUUUGAACAGAGAAUGCUGCCCGCUGUCACCUUUGAUGGGAAGGCCAUCUUGGAGGAGAAGGGGAAAAUUGCCAUGGCUCCAGAUGGCAAUGGUGGCUUAUACCGUGCUUUGGUGGACAAUAAGAUUUUAGAUGACAUGAAGCAGCGUGGAAUCCAGUAUGUCCAUGUAUACUGUGUGGACAAUAUCCUCGUGAAAAUGGCAGAUCCAGUCUUCAUAGGCUUCUGUGUUUCCAAAGGGGCAGAUUGCGGUGCAAAGGUGGUGGAGAAGGCCUACCCCACAGAGCCUGUUGGGGUGGUGUGCUGUGUGGAUGGGGUCUACCAAGUGGUUGAGUACAGUGAGAUCAGCCUGGAGACCGCACAGCAGCAGAGCCCCGAUGGGGGACUGAUGUACAACACUGGUAAUAUCUGCAACCACUUCUUCACAGUUGAGUUCCUGGAAACAGUGGCCCAGAAAUAUGAGCCGCAGCUGAAGCAUCAUGUAGCCAUAAAGAAAGUGCCCUACAUUGACGAGGAGGGAAAUCUGGUAAAACCACUAAAACCGAACGGGAUAAAGCUGGAGAAGUUUGUAUUUGAUGUGUUCCAGUUCUCUAAGAAUUUUGUGGCAUUCGAAGUUUUGAGAGAAGAAGAGUUCUCACCACUAAAAAAUGCAGACACAGCUGACAAAGACACUCCCACCACUGCACGGCAAGCUCUCCUGGCCCAGCAUUACCGCUGGGCUCUCAAGGCUGGGGCCAGGUUUCUGGAUGAAAAUGGUUGCAGGAUACCAGAGAAACUCAGUCUCUCAGGAACUGAAGAUGCUCCAGCUGUGUGUGAGAUUUCUCCGUUAGUGUCUUACUUUGGAGAGGGUCUGGAGGCGUACAUGAAGAACAAAGACUUCCAAUCUCCCUUUGUACUCGAUGAAAACAAAGCAGAAAUUCUUGAAAAGGGGGGAGGCCUUUCUCUCAAAUAAGAUACUGUCUGUCAGAUCCAUUGUAAGAACUGACAUUACUAAAAUAUCAGCUAUGAAGUGCAUUAUAAGAAACAUUGCUUUGCAGUAUCGAUCGAUGCCAAAUCCUUGCAGCAAUUGUGUUUGCACACACAUGUGUGCUCACCAGUUCUGUUUGGUAACUUUGAAGUCUGUGCCUUUUACCUCAGUCUGUUUUGUAGACUUGGAUGUGAAUGAAGAUUAAUACCUUCUGGGUACCAAACACAUUUUAUAUUUUUUAUUUGCUGUGCAUACAAAUAUGUCAAAGAGACAGUCAGGGUCUAAUAAAUCAGCUUUGCAUUCAAGAAGAUUAAAUCACUUCAGUGCCUUGUUAGGGAUCUUGUUUGUACUGGUGAGGUUGGUGGUUUCUGAUAUUGUUUCAUUUCCUUAAUUUGUGUGCACAUGUGAAGAAUCAAUUUGAGGCCCCAUACUGAAAAGUAUGGAAUGACUUUGUUUACUGGGGCCUUUCUUUCCAAAGAUCCAUCUUUCCUCUAACGCUGUGCUGGUUAGAAGAUCCAGUUCAGCAAUUGCAUCUUCUAACCAGAUCACACAGAGUCUGCAGUAGGUAGGGAUGCUGCUGUGCGUAAGUGUUGCUUGAGGUUUGGACUCCAAAGCAGAUCAGAGUAGUAUGCAUAUCUAGGUUUGCUGGUGCCAUUCCAAGAAAACAUAUGGAAAUAUGCAGCUUUGGCUGAUUGCUCUUUACAGCUGUUGUUUCUUUAUUGAAAAGAAGAUGAUUAUUUUUUUCCACAGCAAUCCUCUGCUCUUCCUGUCUAUAACAAACGGUUUACUUUUCAUUUUUCUGUUUAAUGUGUUCCAUAUCCCUCAAAAGGGACUCUUUUAAAGUACCUGAAAGCAAUAAGAGGCACAAAUCCUGAUGGUAGAAUUUAAUGUUUAACCAAAACAAACAAAUGAAAAAGACUCAAUCCUUGUAUGACCACUGCACAAGGUAAAACACCGGGCUCUCCUUCUACAGUUUCUGGGUAUCCUUUAGAUGCCUUCCUUUUAAAUACAUUACUAACCAUAAUGUAGAGAUAAGUGUCAUCUAAUUAAGGACACUAAUUGUCAGAACAUAUGUAGCAUGUGAACUCGGCCCUGGCCAAGGGAUCCCAGGGUGACCAUGAGCCACAAAUGAUUGUUCCUGUUCAGCCUUCGGGCACUGCCCCAGCAAGCUUGUGCCAGGCAAGCACUUGGCUGCUGCAGAACCUGCACAGAACACACUAGAGUGGUUUCACCCUCCUGAGAAUGCUUCAGGUGUGCUUCUGGGUGGCCUUUGCUUGAAGAGCACUUUAUACUUCUUCCCUAAAUCAGGUUUAAAGGAAGGUGGGGAGGAAGACGCCUCAUUUGGAAUGUUGUUAUUUCAUACAUCUGCUUCUACUGAGGAAUUGCUGAUGCUGUUUUAUUAAGCAUAAAUUUUUUAAAUAACUUAUGUGGCUUUCUGUGAUUCCUGAUGUGAAGCUGUAUUCAGAAUGUUGAAGUAUAAAAAUGGCUUUGAGAGUAAAUACAGUUUGUAAUUAGGCUCAUGUUAUCCAAAGAAAGUUUUCCAGUAUAAGGUGUAUCUAUAUGCACAGAAGUAAUGAGCCUUUUGCAUGUGCAAACCAGCUCAUGACAGUUUUGAUUACCUCAGUUUGCUGUGCAUCCAUAAUUCUCAUUUUCAGUAUAAAUUAAGCAUUUGUCUGUGAUGCUCAAUUCUGUAUUUUUUUCCUCACAGUGUUUCUAUGGGUCAUUCCAUUCCUGUCAGUCAAGUUUUGUAUCUGUGCCCUAUUUUUGGCUGGAAUAGAGUUAAUUUUCUUCCUAGUAGACUCUAUGCCAGCUGAAACCAGGACAAUCUGCCAACAAAUUGUGUUGCAUCUUUGUGAGUAUUGCUUGUUGAUUCAGGCACACGCUCCUUUCAAGUUGCACUGUGCUAUGAAGAAAGCAUAUUUCUUUUGCUCUUUCUAAAGUGCUUUCUUUUGAGACUUCAGUUCCCAUGGGCUUUAAUCAUGUGUACACUGAGCUGUUGACUGGUUUUAGAGAUUGUAUUUGAGGAGAAGCUGAAUUAGAAUGCCUUGUCUGUUGGGGUUUUUUUCUACAACUCCUCACAUUUUAAACUGGAACAUAGAAAGAAUUCUGAGAGAACUUAAAAAAAAAAAAAAAAAGAAAAAUAGUAUCUGUCCUGUAUGUAGCAAAGUAAUUCUAAUAUGCAUUAUGAAAUGAAAAAAGUACCUGAAACAAAGGGAGGCCCCUUAGUACUCCAGAAACUUUUGGACACCUAAGCAUUUUUAUAAUAAAGUUGUUACUGUGA